Molecule: messenger RNA, 1443 nt
Organism: Symbiodinium sp. CCMP2592
Lineage: Eukaryota; Dinophyceae; Suessiales; Symbiodiniaceae
Source: the annotation of a GenBank genome assembly
AUGCUUUGUAUGGAUUUGUUCAAGCUUCUGCCCGUGAAAGACAAUGCUGAGCGGCCACCCGCGGAAGAGCCCAGCAGGGCCUCCACUGACGAUGCUUGGGAUGGACUGCUUCAGGAUCGACCUGAUGCUGAUGCUAGCAAUGCAAGGAGGGCUACCAAGCUGAUCUGCUUGAUUUGCAAGCGGUGCUCCAGGGACAAGGGUGUCCGGUGGGGGCAAUACAACACCUUGAAGGCUCCGAUAGGUGAUGGAUGUGCUCGAUGUUUCCGCAUAUGCUUUCAAAUCCUUUGCCUUGAGUGGUCUCAAGCCUGUGUACUCCUUGCGGAGAAAGAGGCUGUCACCACAAAGAAAUGGAAAGAAGCAGAGGCUAAUGUCAUAGCACAAGAGGAAUGGGAAGCGGAAUAUGGCAAUGACCCGGAGCUUCCACAUCCGAUCAAGACACGCUCCGGGGUGGUGAACAGCAGCUCCUUGAGCGAGUCGUUUUCGUGGGAAGUGGCAUUCAUGACAGAUGCCGACCUCUUGCGAUGGGCAGGAGCCACAGCCAAGACCCUCGGCUUGCAGCAGGACGACCGUGUGAGUGAGGACGGGACGUCAGUGUUGCGUGGAGCUUAUGUCGCCUUGCGAGAUUUGCCAUCGACCAUGAAGCUCGGUGACAUAUGGUCACUCAAGAAAGUCAAGUUCUCACUGGAUCGCAAUUUGACGGUUAGUGAGAACCUCUUGGAGUGCCAGCUUCAUGCAACACAAGCGCAAAAUGUCAAGAAAGCAGCGACCGCCAAGGUUUUGUCCAGGCGGAAUCCCGCCCUGACGCUGAGCAAGCUUGAAGCGUUGCCCACACUGGUCUCUCUGCAGGCCAAAGCACAGGCUGUGGAGGACGAAAGGAAGCAGGCAGAAGCUGCAGGGCGGUUUGGUGUGGAACCUGAUCAGCAAGUGGACCAUAAAAGAUCUGUUGGCUUGGCCCUCGGCUCCUUGGACGACGAGCCCGCUCUCCCAGCCAAGAAGCAGCGAAAGGCAGACGGCAAGGCAAAAGCUGCCCCCAAGCGAAAGCCUGGAGAGCGAGAUGGCCGUGACCGUGAGCCCAGCCCAGCCCCAUCAAUCAUCAGUGCGAGUGCCACCCAAAGGAGGCCCCCGAGCAAUUUCGAGGCCAAGACAGGCUCUGCGGCUGUCGGUGAGCCAACUUCUGAGGCCGAGAUCCUGAAGCGGCUGCCGGGUGACCCUGAGCUUCAGCGUGUCGCAAUGCGCAUGGGAAAGAUUCCAGAGAGCUUCCUCUCCCUGGUUCCGCAGCGAUUCAUGAAAGGUGAACGGCUGGGUCGCUCUUUGAGAGCAGCCAAGGCCUCAUUUGCCUCAGUGGGUUUCGAAAAAAGUCAGCCGUUAUUGUACCCGUGUGCAGCAAGCCCGGCGGCCAGUGUCGGAUCACCGUUUCCUGUAUGUUGUGUUGUCAAGAACUGA